AUGUCCGGAGAAGUUUCUAUGAUCGGCUCCGUCAUCCUGGCCCUGUUCCUGGCCGGGUACCUGGGCCAGCAGUACCUUCCUCCCCCCAAACCCAGAGUCAUCGGCCUGGACCUGGGCACCACCUUCUGCUCCGUGGGCGUCUUCCACCCGGGCAGCGGGGAGGUGGAGGUGUUGGCGGAUGAGGAAGGGAGGAAGAGCAUCCCCAGCGCCGUCUCCUUCACGACCACCGCGGUGCUGGCCGGACACGAUGCCGUGGACCUGGCCGACACCAACCCACAGAACACCGUGUACGACGCCAAGAGGUUCAUCGGGAAGAUAUUUGACCCGGAGCUGAUGGAGCAGGAGAGCGCCCGCUACCCGUUCAAGGUGAUUAACAACAAUGGAAGUGCAGAGUUUCUGAUCUCCACCAAUCAAACCUUCACCGUGAGCCCGGAGUUCAUCGGCUCCAGGCUGUUGCUGAAGAUGAGAAAGAUGGCUGAGAGGCAGCUGGGUGUGCCGAUCCAGAACGCUGUCAUCUCCGUGCCCGCAGAGUUUGACGAGAGACAGAGGAACUUCACCGUCAGGGCCGCCAACCUCGCCGGCUUGGAGAUCCUGCGAGUGAUAAACGAGCCCACGGCUGCUGCCAUGGCCUACGGCCUGCACAAGGUGGACGUCUUUAACGUGCUGGUGGUCGAUCUAGGGGGAGGAACGCUGGAUGUGUCUCUGCUUAACAAACAGGGAGGCAUGUUCCUCACCAGAGCCAUGGCAGGAAACAACAAGCUGGGGGGUCAAGACUUCAGCCAGAGGUUGCUCCAGUACACUAUGGAGCGAGUCUGGCAGGAGUUUGGCGUCCAACCCACUCUCAAAGAGGACAUUCACCAUCUCCGACAGGCUGUGGAGGCCGCAAAGCUCAACCUCACCCUCCAGCCCAGCGUCACGAUCGCAGUGCCGCUGCACCUUCAAAUCCACGGUAGCGCGGAGUCGCCCGAAGGCUCCGUUCCUGCUCCGGUUCUCUUUCAGGCCGUGAUCCAUCGCGAUCUGUUUGAGGAGCUCAACGAGGACCUUUUCAAGAAGAUCCUGGCUCCUGUGGAGACGGUGUUGGCUGAGGGCCGCCUGGAGAAAGAGGAUGUAGAUGAGAUCGUUCUGGUCGGAGGCUCCACGAGGAUCCCGCGGAUCAGGAGGCUGAUCAGUGAGUACUUUGGGAAGGAGCCCAACACGUCUGUCGACCCUGACCUGGCUGUGGUGACAGGUGUGGCCAUUCAGGCGGGAAUCAUGGGCGGCUCCUGGCCACUGCAAGUGAGCGCUAUAGAAAUACCCAACAGACACCUGCGCAAGACGAACUUCAGCUAAUCUUCACAAGGCUAAUGUGUUAAGAUAAAAAGGGAUGAAACAGACUGGCCACAGAAUCCUCGCUGUGUCAGACGUCUCUAUUGUGCUUAAUGUAAAUUCUGCUGAUCACACACACAAGACGUUCAGGUUUUCAUCGUCUCCUUCUUUCUUAUUCGUGAGAGAUUUCAGUAACAGACGUAAAAAAAAUGCAGAUGAUGUACUGAAACACGCCGACUGUCCUCUUUGACGUGCAGUGAUCGUUAGAACAUCUGCACAAGUCAACAUUCCUCCUCACUUUCACAGUUACGGCUGCUUUUGUCGUGUCGAAGUUUCAGCAGAAAGACACAGCGAGUCUCUGAAAUGUGAAAGAGACGUUUCUCUGUCGUGUGUCUACUUAGAUGGAGUGUGAUUCAGGGAACCACCACUCGUUAAAAGAACGUAGAGACGAAUCAGUGCAUCAUCAUCAUCAGCUAUUUAUUUAUUUAUUGUCAUUAACUGUGUGUACGUGCCUGUGUGUGUGUGUGUGUGUGUACGUGUGUGUGCGCGUGUGUGUAUGUAUGUGUGAAGGUGUUUUACAGGCCUUAAUUCCAUUUUCACAUCUUCUCAUUGAAGGCUGAUGUACAGUGUGUUUGUGCCUUUUCAGAAAGCUGCUAUACUCUGAACUGAACCCAACCGCUGUGAUUUAGUGGUUCACACAGAGACCUCUUUUCCAGAACCAUGAAAUGAUCCCAUGUCCACUAGAAUACAUUUAAAUAUGUAAACAAUUAAUUUAUUACAAAUUAACUUUAAUACUCACAAGAGUGCUCGUCUGAUAACUAAUGAAUCCUGUCAGGUGCAGAGGCAGCAGCAAACAGGAGACUGCAUGUUGUUAAUGUUCACACAGGACUGUGAAUUAGCACCAUGAGUAAAUUCACUUUUAGUGCUGCAAGUUUCAGUACAACACUGUAUUAGUUUCAUAUUGAAGAAAGUUGUAAUAUUACAAGAAUAAAGUUGUAAUAUUACGAGAAUAAUACUUGGUGCUGAUGAGCAAAAAGAUUGAGCGGGAGGUAUUUUCUUAUACGUGAAACCUUUACUAAGGUUUAACUUAAAAAUAAAAAGAAUGACUAUUUUUGUAAUAGUAUUAUGACUUUGUUCAUGUUAUACUAUGAUUUAUUUUCUCUGUCGUAUUCCAGGACUUGCUUAUGCGGCAUGCUUUAUGUUUGCUAUAUUUAAAGUAAGAUGACUUGCACAACACUGCACACGUGUUGGAAACACCAGGUUUUUUUGCUGCUGUAGGAAGAGAAGGUCGACUCUCCCAUAGGACCAAAGCAUUGCUUUCUGCUGCCUUACGUAAUGAUACUGAGAAACAUGUUACUGUCACACACAUGAUGUUUGAUCUUUCUUUGAAAGAAUGAAACCCAGAACUCUGUAUCUCUGAAAUACAGACAAUCCAGUGAGGAUCAACAUUUCUCACCAAGAACUUAUAGUUACAACAUUCCUGUAAAACCAUCAAGCUUUUUUUAGUCAUUCAUGAGUAUGUGUAUUUAUUUUAUUUCAUUUUCAUGUAAUCUGAAUUCUGAGGCUGCACAGUUUGCAUUUGAUAAUGUAGUGAUUCAGUCUCGAGGGACUGGGAGAGAAGGAUCUAUUUUUGUAUGAAGUAAAACUCAUUGUCAGAGUCUAUCCACCUAAAAAGUGAAGUUAAUUUGCUAUGACCAAUUAAAACUGCAUAU
Messenger RNA from Paralichthys olivaceus (Japanese flounder), 3017 nucleotides. It is a transcript of the gene hspa13, whose product is annotated as heat shock protein 70 family, member 13. NCBI's taxonomy places the organism in Eukaryota, Metazoa, Chordata, Actinopteri, Pleuronectiformes, Paralichthyidae. Gene Ontology annotation, molecular function: ATP binding; ATP-dependent protein folding chaperone. Gene Ontology annotation, cellular component: nucleus; plasma membrane; cytosol. The record is from RefSeq and is a predicted model, not a curated record.